Messenger RNA from Fusarium vanettenii 77-13-4, 1215 nucleotides. RefSeq lists its product as uncharacterized. Gene Ontology annotation, molecular function: pectate lyase activity. Bases 1 to 1215 code for a protein of 404 amino acids. Lineage: Eukaryota; Fungi; Ascomycota; Sordariomycetes; Hypocreales; Nectriaceae. The transcript is spliced from 4 exons. The record is from RefSeq and is a predicted model, not a curated record.
AUGAAGUCCUACGCCCUUCUUUCUCUCCUUCCGGCCGUCCUGGCCUGCGCCAACCCCAAGACCAACGAGUGCGCCAAGGCCGUUGCCGCCAACGGCUCGUCUUUCUGCUCUUCCGUGAGCGAGACUGCUGAGCUCCCCUCGUGGGCUUCUGCCUGCAGCAAGAAGAACCUGGCCAAGGAGUGCGAGUGCCAGUUUGCCGCCGGCGGCGAUUCUGCUCCUGCUCCCGCCUCCGAGGCUGCUGAGGAGCCUGUUCAGACUCAGGCCCCUGCUGCUACUACACUUGCUACUGUUCCUUCUUCGCCCGCUGGUGGUGAGGCUACUGAGGGUGGUAGCUGCAGUGCUGCUGCUGUCGAUGAGCUCGUUGGCUAUGGUGAUGGAACCACUGGUGGUGGCAGCGGAGAGGGUGUCACUGUCACUUCUUGCGCAGACCUCACCUCUGCUGUUGCCAACGGCGGUGUCAUCAAGAUCGAUGGCCAGCUUUCUGGCUGUGACAUCAUCCGCCUUGAGGGCGACACCACCAUCCUCGGUGUUGGCUCCGGCUCUGGUCUCGUCGGUGGUGGUUUCCGCAUGAAGGACGUUUCCAACGUCAUCCUCCGUAACCUCAAGAUGAGCAACCCUCCCGAGGGCAAGGAUCUCAUCGAUAUUGAGAGCUCCACAUACGUCUGGGUCGACCACUGUGACCUCUCGGCCGAGGGCCUCACCGGCGACAAGGACCACUUCGACGGUCUCUGCGACGCCAAGCGCGGCUCCGACUUUAUCACCAUCAGCUGGACCAAGUUCUCCGACCACUGGAAGGCCAGCCUGAUCGGCCACAGCGAUAACGCCGGCGCUGAUGACACUGGCAAGCUCCACGUCACCUACCACCACAACUACUGGUCCAACAUCAACUCGCGUGCUCCCUCUGUGCGCUUCGGUACCGCCCACAUCUACAGCAGCUGCUACGAGGACGUUCCCACUUCCGGUGUCAACUCCCGCAUGGGCGCUCAGGUGCUCGUCGAGCAGAACUCGUUCAACAACGUCCAGCGCGCCAUCGUCACCAACCUCGACAGCAAGGAGGAGGGUUUCGCCUCCCAGAAGAACAACAUCUUCACCAACAGCGACACCCAGAUCACCCAGGAGAAGGAGUUUACUCCUCCCUACAGCUACACCACCGACCCUGCCAGCUGCAUUUGCGAGCUUGUCAAGGCCAAGGCCGGUACUGGAGUCGUCGCUUAG